This is a messenger RNA of Selaginella moellendorffii, 2542 nucleotides long. RefSeq names its product protein ZINC INDUCED FACILITATOR-LIKE 1. The coding region runs from base 951 to 2366 and encodes 471 amino acids. The transcript has 16 exons. Lineage: Eukaryota; Viridiplantae; Streptophyta; Lycopodiopsida; Selaginellales; Selaginellaceae. Gene Ontology annotation, biological process: transmembrane transport. Gene Ontology annotation, molecular function: transmembrane transporter activity. The record is from RefSeq and is a predicted model, not a curated record.
UCUAUAUAGCUGGAUCAUGUAGAGCUGCUAUAUAGAUCGAUACGAUACAUGUUUCUUCUUUUCAUGUGGGCGAUCUCAUCUCCGCAAUGCGCGUGUGGUUUGCUGCCUGUCGGCACAGAUUCGCUGGCGAGGAAUGGGCUCCUGCAAAAGAAUCCGGAUGAAAAACAACCCAAGAUGGAGAGAACAGGAGUCCUUAUGAGUGGAGGCCGAAGAACACACUCUCUUAAAAGGUCUGUUCAGUUGUAAAUGUGGGUGGUCUCAAGUUGGAGGAGCACGGCCAGGCCUGCACUGCUCGUGGGUUCUCGCUGGAUCGACUCUGCCCUUUAUCUUUCGCUCGUAAGAAGAUUUUUUGACCUUGACGUACAAUCCAUCAGCCAUCAAUCACCCAACAGGGUCAGCAAGUUGUAGAGGAAUCCAGCCAUCCAUGUCCAGUUUUUUUUCCUUUGCUUUUCCCUUUUCUUCGUUUUCACCCGGUCAGUGAUCACACAUCGUCUCCUUCUCCUGGUAACAACACCCAGUGUGAUACCACAGGGCGAAGGUCUUUUGCCUGUAUGAUUGAGCAGCAUGGUACAAAAGGAAUUGAUGAGAGGGCUGGCCUACAGCACCUUUCAGUGCUUCAUGAAAUCUGACGCUGCUCCAACUUUGUUCACCACCACCACCACCACCACCACAAGAUCACUGCUAGCGCAUUUCCCGGGUCUCGUCUCGCUUCAUACAAACACCCAACAUCAGAGGCUCCAACAUUCUCCGAAGAAAACAAAGGAGGAUAGAAGAAAGGAGAGAGAGAGAAGUGACAAAGAGGGGAGAGCUCUCCAGCGCGCCUCGAGAUAGAGUCCCAAGAGAUCAUCUGACUUGACUUUCCAAAAGCGUGAAGCAAGGAAAGCGUAGAAAAAAGAAGUAGAAGAUAGCGAACAAAGAGAAGAGUUUGUGAGCAAAGAUUGUUCAGAGCGAUGACUACUCCCAGUGAAGAUCUCAUCAAGGAGCCUUUGCUGCUCAAAUCGAGCCGAGAAUGCCCUGGUUGCAAAUGCAUGCCGCACGAGGAGGACGGGCCGCCGAUCAAGUAUCUGGUUCUCAUCGGAUUCAUCAUGCUUUGCAAUGCUUUGCCAAUCACCAUCUUGUUCCCUUAUCUCUAUCUGCUGGUCCGGGACUUUAAUGUCGCAGACUCGGAGAGCGACAUCGGCUACUACGCAGGAUUCAUUGGCUCAUCCUUCAUGAUUGGGAGAUUUUUCACCGGCUUGCUGUGGGGAGUGGCAGCGGAUCGAUAUGGUCGCAAGCCCGUCAUGUUCUGCGGAAUCAUCUCAGUGAUCAUCUUCAACACGCUCUUCGGCUUUAGCACCUCGCUCUGGAUGGCGGUGGUCACCAGGUUCUGCCUGGGAAGCCUGAAUGGCUUGUUUGGAACAAUUCAAACCUUCGCAACCGAAAUUUGCAACAAAAAGUAUCGGAGCUUGGGACUGGCUGUGGUUAGCACUGCUUGGGGAUUCGGACUCGUCCUUGGACCGGCAAUCGGCGGCUUCUUAGCCGAGCCAGCUCUCAAGUAUCCGGAAUUGUUCCAAGGCUCUUUAUUCGACCGGUACCCGUACCUUCUUCCGCCACUGUGUGUUACAGUGUUUGCGCUGCUUGUGCUCGUCGCUUGCCACUUUCUACCAGAGACUUUGCACAUCCAUGCCAAGGAAGUUGCCAACACCCCUGAGAUCGAGAGCGGGGUAAUCAGCGAUGACUGCGAGAAGCGAUCCAUUUUCCAGAACAAGGCGCUCAUCGUCUCCAUCGCUCUUUUUUGCUUUGCUUCACUUCACGACAUUGCUUUCUUAGAGGUUUUCUCCCUUUGGGCUUUGAGCUCCAAGAGUACGGGAGGACUGUCUUUCACGAGCUCCGAUGCCGGAAGGGUUCUCACAGUCGCUGCUCUUGUCAUGCUGAUCUGUCAGCUAAGCUUCUUCCCUGUGGUCACCCGGCGCCUCGGACCAGCAAUGGUCACUCGGAUAGCAUCCGGACUUACGCUGCCACUUCUCGUCAUCUAUCCGUUUAUGUACGAGCUCACUGGAGCCUGGCUCUGGUUCGUGAUCUUGACAGUGUCAACUCUUAAGUACAUUUUCAUGGAAGCAACAGCGACAGGCCUGGCCAUCCUCGUCAACGUCUCAGUGAGGCAAGAGGAGCGUGGAACAGCGAAUGGAUUUUCGCUCAGCCUCUUGUCGCUUUUCAAAGCCAUUGGGCCGACAGCUGGAGGCACAGUGUUUGCUUGGUCGAGAAAGAGGCUGCACGCUCACUUUCUUCCAGGAAACGAGUUCGUCUUCUUCUUUCUCGGAGUUUGGAUGCUUAUAGUCUGCGUUGGAACGUUGCAUCGAUCGCUCCCACGCUCUGCAUUGAUCUGAUCUUACAUCACGCUGACGAGCAAAUUCUACGUUUUGUGUGUGUGUGUGUGCAAGGAGGCAAAACCUCCAGGAUAGCCAGUUAUGUAGUUACAAUGUGAAGUAUCAACCGAUAGAUGAGAUGACAAGAAUGUAUAAGUAUCGUACCCAGGAAUUAUAAAAUACGUACUUCCAGGUCU